Molecule: messenger RNA, 1466 nt
Organism: Coffea arabica (coffee)
Lineage: Eukaryota; Viridiplantae; Streptophyta; Magnoliopsida; Gentianales; Rubiaceae
Source: RefSeq, a predicted model, not a curated record
UUCUGGCCCUUCAGUUGCUCCCACAUCUGGCUCUCCUUCAUUUCCUGUUGGCCCAUCACCUGCUCCCGCCCCUGGUUCUCCUUCAUUUCCUGUUGGCCCUUCACUUCCCCCGCCCCUGGCUCUCCUUCAUUUCCUGUUGGUCCUUCACGUGCUCCUGCCCCUGUUUCUCCUUCAUUACCUGCCGGCCCUCCCAGUGGAAGAAAGAAAUCGAAGAAUUUAAGGGUGAAGUUAUAUGUUGUUGGUGCUGCCAUAGCGACUUUUCUAGCAGCUCUUGGAUUACUUUUCGGGUGUUGCAAAUUGCGAAAGAGAAAAGGCAACCUUAGAAAAUUCAUGGGUCCAGAAAGGCUAGAUCUUGAUGACAGAGGGGAUGAUGAAUCACUGUUCUUCAGUUUUACAAGCAUAGAAGUUGCCACAGAUCAUUUUUCUGAGGAAAACAAACUUGGUCAAGGAGGAUUUGGUCCUGUCUACAAGGGUAAACUGGUUAACGGGCUAGAGAUUGCAGUUAAAAGAUUGAAUAGAAUGUCAGGACAUGGAAUACAACAAUUCAAGAAUGAAGUCAAAGUGAUCUCAAAGCUGCAACAUCGAAACCUUGUUAGACUUUUGGGCUCCUGCAUUGAGAAAGAAGAGCGUUUAUUGGUAUACGAGUACUUGCCGAAUAACAGUCUGGAUUCAGUACUUUUUGAUGCAGCAAAGCGGAAUAUAUUGGAUUGGAAAAGAAGGAAGAAAAUCAUUGAAGGGGUCGCUCAGGGGCUUUUGUACCUUCACAAGUAUUCUAGAUUAAAGAUCAUCCACAGAGAUCUGAAAACGAGCAAUGUUUUAUUGGACGCGGACCUGAAUCCCAAAAUUUCAGAUUUUGGAACCGCCAGAAUUUUUGGAGAGAAUGAAAUGCGCGGAAGUACAUUGAACAUUGUUGGGACAUAUGGUUAUAUGUCUCCUGAAUACGCCAUGGACGGGAUUUACUCUGAGAAGUCCGAUGUAUUUAGCUUUGGAGUCAUGAUUCUUGAGAUCAUAACUGGAAAGAAGAACACUUCGUUCUACGAUUCGGAUCGUCACCUGAACUUAAUAGGACAUGUCUGGGAUCUAUGGACAGAAGGAAGAAUUUCAGAAAUCACAGAUUCUUGUUUGGAUGAAACGAUCUCAACAAGCGAAGCACUAAAAUAUGUUCACGUUGGUUUAUUGUGUGUGCAAGAAAAAGCAGCAGAUAGACCAACAAUGUCAGAUGUGGUAUCUAUGCUCCUCAAGGAAUCAAUGGCUCUUGCCACUCCAAAGCGACCUGCUUUUGCUGAAAUUAUGACUCUUAACAAUACCAAGUUACCUCAAAAUCCAGAAUCUUGUUCUUUGAACGAGGUCACAAUUUCAGAUGUGCAGGGUAGAUGAUUAUUUCUUGGCCAGGCGUAUAUUUUCUUGCAGGGUAGAGAAAGGUGGGAAGCCGGCUGUAUCCUCAAGUUAGGGGUGGCCAUUGGAGA